This is a messenger RNA of Ixodes scapularis (black-legged tick), 621 nucleotides long. RefSeq names its product homeobox protein SIX6-like. Gene Ontology annotation, cellular component: transcription regulator complex; nucleus. The transcript has a single exon. The record is from RefSeq and is a predicted model, not a curated record. Gene Ontology annotation, molecular function: DNA-binding transcription factor activity, RNA polymerase II-specific; RNA polymerase II cis-regulatory region sequence-specific DNA binding. Lineage: Eukaryota; Metazoa; Arthropoda; Arachnida; Ixodida; Ixodidae. Gene Ontology annotation, biological process: regulation of transcription by RNA polymerase II. Bases 1 to 621 code for a protein of 206 amino acids.
AUGGCUCUUGGCGCCGGACCCGCGGCCGUGUUCCCAGCCGCCCCGAUGCUCAUGCUGCCCACGCUCAACUUCUCGGUGAGCCAGGUGGCUGCCGUGUGCGAGACGCUCGAAGAAAGCGGCGACGUCGAGCGGCUGGGCCGGUUCCUGUGGUCGCUGCCCGUGGCCCACCCCAACUGCGCCGAGCUGAACAAGAGCGAGGCCGUGCUGAGGGCGCGGGCGCUGGUCGCCUUCCACGCGGGCAACUUUCGGGAACUCUACCGGAUCCUCGAGGGCCACCGGUUCGCCAGGGGUUCGCACGCCAAGCUGCAGGCCAUGUGGCUCGAGGCCCACUACCAGGAGGCCGAGAAGCUGCGCGGCAGGCCCCUGGGACCCGUGGACAAAUACCGCGUGAGGAAGAAGUUCCCGUUGCCACGCACCAUAUGGGACGGCGAGCAGAAGACCCACUGCUUCAAGGAGAGGACCCGCUCGCUGCUCAGGGAGUGGUACCUCCAGGACCCGUACCCGAACCCGACCAAGAAGCGGGAACUGGCCCAGGCCACGGGUCUGACGCCCACCCAGGUCGGCAACUGGUUCAAGAACAGGCGGCAGAGGGACAGGGCAGCGGCGGCAAAGAACAGGUGA